Molecule: messenger RNA, 4904 nt
Organism: Apis laboriosa (Himalayan honeybee)
Lineage: Eukaryota; Metazoa; Arthropoda; Insecta; Hymenoptera; Apidae
Product: myosin-IIIb-like
Exons: 16
Coding region: 108-4589 (1493 amino acids)
Biological process (GO): protein phosphorylation
Cellular component (GO): myosin complex
Molecular function (GO): ATP binding; protein binding; protein kinase activity
Source: RefSeq, a predicted model, not a curated record
GAACAAGUGUUCCACUCAUAGUAAUCGAUCCGUGAUUUUCGUCCAUUUUAUUUCCUUAAAUGAGGGAUCGAGAUUCACUGAAAUCUUGAGCGUGAAACGACGACGAAAUGGAUGACGUAAUCGAAAUGACCGGUGGAGGAACCAAUAUGGCGUACCACGGUCUCAGUCAACACGUGAACUUCGACGCGAUACCAGAUCCUGGUGAUCGUUUCGUGUUGGAGGAAUUGAUCGGCGAGGGGACAUACGGGGCGGUUUACAGCGCGCACUGCAACGAAACCGAGAAGAAAGUGGCGAUUAAAAUUUUGGAGAACGUCGCGGACAACGUGGAGGAAAUCGAGGAAGAGUAUCUGGUGCUGAGAGAUCUGAGCCACCACCCUAACAUCCCUCUCUUCUACGGGUUGUUCUUGAAAAGAGCGAAGCCUACUCAGGAGGAGGAUCAAUUAUGGUUCGUCAUGGAGUUGUGCACUGGAGGUUCGGUGACCGACCUGGCCCAAGGCUUGAAGAGGAAAGGAAAACGCCUAACGGACGACCAAAUAGCUUACAUCCUCAGAGAAACGGUCGAGGCGUUAAUUUAUUUGCAUAGCCGUCACUGCAUGCACCGUGACGUUAAAGGCCACAAUAUAUUGCUCACCGAAGAUGCCCACGUGAAACUGGUUGAUUUUGGCGUGUCGUCUCACCUCGUCGCCACGCUCGCGAGAAAGAACACCUCGGUCGGGACACCGUACUGGAUGGCGCCCGAGGUGAUAGCUUGCGAGCAACAACUAGAUUCCUCAUACGACUCCCGAUGCGACGUAUGGUCGAUUGGAAUAACAGCGAUCGAGUUAGCUGAGGGCGACCCACCUCUCUCGGAACUCCAUCCCAUGAGAGCGCUCUUUCAAAUUCCUAGAAAUCCACCCCCGUCCCUCAAGAAUCCGGACAUCCACAGCCCGGAAUUGGUGGACUUCAUCACGGAAUGUUUGGUGAAAGAUCUCGAGCACAGGCCGUUCGCCAGCGAAUUGAAGGAGCAUCCACUGUUAAUCAACGUCGAUCCUUUGGUGGAGAAGAUUCGGGACCAGCUUCGCGGGGAGAUCAAUCGGCAGAGGGUCGAAGGCAGGGUGCACAGGCAGCCCGAGGUGACCACCAAGCAUGGAAAAUUGAAGACUUAUCGAAAGGCCAAAGCGGAGAAGAUGUACAUGGACGAUUUGGCCGCUUUGGAUAUGCUCUCGGAGGAUGGUAUAGUCGAUCAGUUGCAGCACAGAUACGAGCAAGCUCAAAUAUAUACUUAUAUUGGAGAUAUACUCGUCGCUGUUAACCCCUUCACGAGUUUGGGAUUGUACACCGGCAUCGUGCAAAAGAGGUACAAGGGUCAGGCGAGAUCUGACAAUCCAAUGAGCAAAAGAGUCUCGCAAUUGCUAGGCGUGGAGGAGAGCGAUCUUCUGGAGGCAUUGACAUCGAACUCGGUUAUGACCAGGGGCGAGACGAUCACGCGAAACAAUACGGUGGCCGAGGCUUGCGCUGCGAGGGACGCGAUGGCGAAAGGGCUGUACGGCCGAUUGUUCGACUGGAUGGUCAAUCAAAUCAAUUGUUUGCUGUGUUUCAACCGGUCGCCGAGCUACGAGCCGCUCGCGAUCGGCCUCCUCGACAUAUUCGGCUUCGAGAACUUCCCCCGCAACUCGUUCGAGCAACUGUGCAUCAACAUAGCCAACGAGCAGAUACAGUAUUACUUCAAUCAGCAUAUCUUCACGUGGGAGCAGCAAGAGUACAUGGCGGAGGGGAUACCGGUAGAUCUGGUCGAGUUCUCGGACAACAGGCCCGUGCUUGACAUGCUGCUCAGCAAGCCUAUGGGGCUCCUCGCUCUGCUGGACGAGGAGAGCCGAUUUCCAAGAUCCACCAAUAAAUCUCUGAUCGAGAAAUUUCACAACAAUAUCAAGUCGAAAUUCUACGUGAGGCCGAAAUCGGACGCGGUUUGUUUCGCGGUCCAUCAUUUCGCCGGACGCGUGGUUUACCAAGCGGAAGGAUUCCUGGAAAAGAACAGGAACUUCCUCCCUCCUGAAGUCAUCCAACUCAUCAGGCAAUCCCAGUACGACAUGGUCCGUUUCCUGUUCCAAUGCCCGAUCACGAAAACCGGCAAUUUGUAUUCCGCUGUAUAUGACACCGAUUCCAAGAAAUUGUCACAAUCGAAUCAAAAUACGAAGGAACGUUACUCGAGUCGAGGGCUAGCGUCUCAAUCCAGAGUCCAGCAAACUGUGGCAACUUACUUCCGAUACUCGUUAAUGGACCUGCUGCAAAAGAUGGUGUCCGGAUCGCCGCAGUUCGUACGAUGUAUAAAACCGAACGACUCGAGGAGCCCACGUUUCUUCGACAAGGAGAAAGUGGUGAAGCAAUUGAGAUACACGGGGGUGUUGGAGACGAUAAGGAUCAGACAGAAUGGAUUCUCGCAUAGGAUACCGUUCAACGAGUUUUUGAAACGAUACUGUUUCUUGGCAUUCGGCUACGACGAACGUGUAAUAGCUAAUCGCGACAAUUGUCGCCUACUUCUGAUUCGUCUAAAGAUGGACGGAUGGGCAUUGGGUCGAACGAAAGUUUUCCUCAAAUAUUAUCACGUCGAGUUCCUAUCCAAGAUGUACGAGGAACAAUUGAAGAAGAUCAUCAUGGUCCAGGCGUGCAUCCGCAGAUGGCUCGCCAGGAUCAGAUUCAAGAAACAGAAAUGGCAGUUCGCCGUGUCCGUUGUGACUUUACAACGUCACAUACGUGGAUGGUUGUCGAGGAAACAUUUCUUGCAGGAGAUGAAAAAGAAACACGAGAAGGAGGAAGCAACUGUUCUACAAAAAAUGCUGGAGGAACAGAAAAAGAAAGAAGAGGAGGCUAAAAAGGAGGAAAACGAAAACGAAGAGGAAUCAAAAGAACCAUUGGAGAUGGAUAAUGCUGCGACCAUAAUACAGAGCCAUUUCAGAGGAUACACGAUUCGUAAACGCUUCGGACCCGAAUUGGAAGAGAAGUUCAAGACGAUCUUGAACAAUUACAACGAUAAAUUCGAGGCGCAUAACGCGUUGUUGCGCGAAGGAUUGAAGAACGAAGAAGCGGCGUUCAUCGUUCAACGGUGGUACAAGAAAGAGGAAAAGGUGAAGAAGAAGAAGAAAUCAUCGGUAAAUGAUCCGGUCCAUUACAAAUUAAGGCAAGCUGAUCUCAUACAAUUUUCUCAAAAUAUACAUAUGAAAAAUCAAGAAGUGCACAAGAACCUGCGGCACAACAAGCCAGGGAUACGGAUAAACGAGAUAGAGGAGCCGCCACCUGAUUACACACGGCCGGAAGGAUUCAGCAUGGUGCAGCCUAUCCUGCAAUAUCGAAGUGGAAAUCAAGUGGAGGGGGAGGAGACGAUCAAGUACUAUCGCGACUUGAAGGAUGAGAUGAGCAGUGGUUCGGACUUCGAAGACGAAGAAGUUGGCUGGGACUUACCGUUGAUACAGCUAGAAAAUGACAUUCAUCCAUUGACGAGGAAUCAAAUGGGACAGAUUCUGGAAGUGAACAUCGAGAAGAGAGAACGUUUGGAAGCUCAGGGCGACUUUGCGAUAGCAACGGAGCAACAACUCUCGGACAUAUGGCACAAAGCUUUGACAAAUCCAGCCGAGAAUCAACAACAAGGGAGCUUUCAGAACAGAGUGGGGUCAAAGAUUAAUCACGCGGCUGGCAAAGACAUGCGGUUCCCAGAAAGAUAUCAACACCGUGGACAACAAUCUUCAGUCGACCCUUCGAAUACCAACCAUACAAACGGCCUACGAUUCAAACGCAUAGACAUACGCAAUUUUGUGAACGAACGGCAACAAGCAUACGGCGGCCGGCAACAACAACGCGCCGCCAACGGGCACCAGAUCCCGUUCAAGGGUGGUUCUAAUUUUACAAACGGGCAAGCCGCGUUUGUUAACGGUCACAUCCCUUUAAAUAAUCAUCACGGAUCCGCGAACGGGCACGGAACCACAAUUAACGGCCAUCCGACCACGGUUAAUGAACAUCCAUCGGCGAACAAUGCGGCCAAAGGGCCUUCCACUAACGGGUAUCGAAAUAUCAUCACCGGUUGCCAGAACGGGUUGUUCAUUAAUAAAAUGGUGGUCGGUGAUGAUUUGAUCAAACCGUCGAAAAUAAGCAACGGUCUUAAGAGUAACGGUUGCGUUAAAGCGAUACAGGCUAAAGGGAACGACAAUUCGAAGAAGCAUAGGCAAGUGGCGAUGAAUGGGGAUAACAAUAAGAGGAGGAACGAUCGAUUGGUUAAUUGUCAGAACGCUAUCAAUGGGAGAUUAGGCGGGAGGAAAGAGGCGGAGAAAGAAACGUUUGGGAUUCCAACCGAUCUUAGGCAAAUUCUGAAACCAACCGUUCAGAAACGGCAAGAGAUAUUCAAGGUGGAUUACGAUCCGGAGGAUAUAAAUGGGCCGUAUAAUUUCAGACAGUUAUUGAGGCCGGCUGAAUACCUUCCCACCGAAUCUUUGAGAAAAAGGAAGGGCGGCUUGGCCUGCAACGGAGUUCCACCUUCAAAGGACGAACUUCCUAAGAAACACGUGAAAAGAAGAGCGCCGUUGGCACCAAAUCAGAAUAAGCUCGUUAACGGGAAGAAAUAAGUUUGAAGGAAGAUAUCUUCGACGUUCAAAUGAUUCCUUAGAAGUGUUUUAUAGUUAUUCUACCGGCACUGUUACUCGUUAGGUAAAUGUAGAAUAAGUAUUGAGCGUAUACGAAUUCCGGAGGAAGGAUGUUUUUAAGGAUACAUGAGCACAGAAAUGACAGAAGAUUUGAAGAAAGUAUACGAACACGAGUUACGAAUUGAUUUUUAUUCGAUUAAUGUAUGAGAUCAAUGUGUAAGUAAAUUUCUUUUAGAAAAAAUUUUCAUCUAAUUGGAAUUUUAAUUUUUUCUUUUUAUUCGAAUUGGAAAUGAUUAU